ACAUGCUCUAUGGCCGCCAGUCGCUCGGCGUCGAGUUGUGGGCUGUAUUUGUAUGCAUAUAAGUGCCCAAAGGUGAUAUAAAGAUAUACAUUUAAAAAAUGCAACAAGAAUUUAUUGCAAAAAUGGUUUUAGUGAACUGUAAAUAGCAUAAAUAACUUACAAGCCCUUGUACACGAGUUCUCCAUAAUUCGGAGAGUAUAAUAUUGUACAUUUAAAUACAAACACAUGUAUUUUAUGUAGAUAUAAACACACACGAGAGCACUCCCAAAAAACUAAUAUAUAUCCAGUUAAAAAUAACCGGAUGUGUUUACAAAGCAGCCAUAGUGUACGAAUGAAUUUAUCUUUAAGUUUGCGUACAAAUCUUACUCUAAUAUUUGAAAAUAUCAAAUGAAAAGCAAAAAGUACGUAUAAAGAUUAGACAUUUUUACUCCGAAACGGCUUGAUGAUGACGGGUAUUCGUAUUUCUAGACCUAAAAUAUAAGCGUAACAUGGAUUUCAAAAGAGAAUCGGAAUCGGAAACAAGAGAAAAGUAUUUACCGAUCUUGAGGAGACCUGUGGCGGCCAUUAAGAAAAGGUCAGGACCGUUGGAUAACGCUCUACUCGAGUUGUGCGAUAAUCUGCCCCUUUCAGAAACCCCUUCGUCAUCCACUGAACAACAACCUUCUGCGGAUGUCUCAAGCACACGUAAGCCUCACUGUGGCAAAAAGUCAAUUGGAGGGGCUCCCUCUGGGAACAAAGUACGCCGCUGUAGUACAAAAGACAAGGAAAAGAAACGAGAACGCUGGCUUCUAACUCGAAAAACAUGGAAAUAUAUGACAGAUGCUGGUCGUAAGCUCAUUCCCGAAGGCUCCUCUUCGGACAAUAUAGCUUCGAUUGAAGAGCAAUUCCAACGCGUGUGCCUAUCUGAACCAGGUUUCAUUUUAUGGCGUCGCAGAACCUCGUACCCAUGGUCAAGUGGCAGCUCACGACGGAGUCUCAAACUAUUGUCGCGGCACGCAAGUGCUUCCAGAAGUGUAAAUAGAAGUGAAUCGACUACAAAUAGUGUUGAUAAUCUCGAUAGAACCAUAGAACUAUUACAAACGUAUCUUAAACUUCGCGAUGAACGGAAGACAACAGCUCUACUCAGUGCUAAAACGGUUCGACCUGACCAAACAUCUUCACCCAGUGCACAAAGACCCGUCCUCACCAACAAGAGUGGCAACAACAUCGAAGCAGAGCUCAUAUCGCGGCUGAAGUUUUUAACUAAUUGCAAUAUAUUGCAGGAAGAGGGAAUCCAGUCAAAUGCAUUUGAUUUUAUUCUUAACGACAAAAAACUCUUAAGAAAAAUCUACAGUUCACUCAAAAAGCAACAACUUCAUCGAAGCCUUCAUUCCAAGGAGCCAUCAAAGCGUAAUGUAGAUCGAUCGUCUUCCCUGACUAGUUUGUUCAAAAUUGCCAACUAUGAAAGUACAAAAACGAGUGAUACAAUCAAAAUUUGUCCGGGUGCGCAGACCUCAAUUUAUUCGGAACUAAACAAUUCGCCGAAACGCCGUGAGGAACAAAAACAAGGCCUUCUGACCGCAGAAAAAAUUGAAAGGAGCCUGAAAACCUGCGGGACUCAGACUAGUUUUGUUCAACUGAACGAGCUAAGAAGUUUGGCCGACAAGUACCAGCUUGGUAUUAAAAAUCUCGAAAUUAAUUUAAAAAAGGAAGAAUCAGAAAAGCAGGACGCUUCUGUAGCUUCGCGUUUGAGUUGUAGAAAGAGUUCCAUUGACGAAGAUAUUUCACCGUCCGUAAGCGAUACGAUUAAGCGUUACCUAAAAAUGGCGAGGAAGAAAAGCCUUUCGAAUUCGGAUUCAAACAGAUUUAAAUCGAUCAACUAUGAUACAAAUCUUAGGAAUAUUAAAGGAACAGGAGAUAUAUAUCCGCCUGGAAUCAGUGAGGGACUCAAUAAGGCUGUACAAACGCUAGAUGCCUGGCCGCUUUUAGCUUUGGAUUUCAUUAGAGGAAACGAUUGUUCCACAAAUCUAACAAACGCUCAUCUAGAAUGGACAAAGUCUGAAGAUGAGCGAACACAAAGAAUUUUAGAGUGGCGUAAAAGUCAUCCACAAUGUGUAAAUAAUGAACAUUCCGCCCGUAUUAGCAGUAAUCAAAACCCUUCACCCUACUCAACCUGCAUAUCCGCACCAACGUCGCCGACCAGUCAUUCAAAGCUUGAAAAGGCUCUAAUAAGUUCAAGUGGACUGCUCUCCUCUAGCUCUCAGUUUAUUUCAAACAUUUUGCACGUGCAUAGUCACGCGGGAAGCACAUACACUCAACAAAACCAGAAUAAGUCCCAAGGAAAUGAAACAUCAAAUAUGCAAAAGUCAAAGUCAUUAUCGAACGUGGGACAGUUUAUGACUAAAAAAAUAUGGGGAAGCCGUUCGAAAAGCCAGAAUAGGCGAAAUCCAGCGAAAGAUUGUUCCCAUUUACCUGCUUUAAAAUGGUAUCCUUCGACGAAUUGUUUAUGGGUUUCAGAGUCUGGUGAAAACUUUCAAAUUGCGGAGACUUCACUGGUAAAGCUGUCAAAAACAGAAUCAGAUCUACUAAAGGAUUUUGCAUUAGAAAAAAUAAAGGAAUUUAAUAUUGCAAAUGUUGAAGAUUUAAAAAAACUGUCUCAAAAACGGCAAAUCGUACAAAAAAAAAAGUCGAUGACCACCACCUUUUUUGAUGUUGGACGAAAAUAUGAAAGGAAUGGUGGUAGCCUCAGAUUGUUUGGAGCUUCAUUGGAAAGUUGUUUGGCAAGAGAUCUUAAACGAAGCGAUGACAUAGAUAACCGAUCAAAAUAUUCCCUAAUGUCGGUGUUUCGUGGAGGCGGCAGUAACCCAGGAAGUAUUAUGAAGCUAAACGACAACGUAAGGUCCUGUGAAAGCUUACCAUCUAAAUCCCUGGAAUAUGGAUACGUGGAGUCUUCGGAAUCUUUGUCUGACUCCAACACAAGUGUAUCAAAACGUUCGACCUCGCAAUCGCAGUUCGAAUCGGAAAAUAGCGAACUGAGCUUGGACAAGCACUAUCAAGAUCAGAAAAUUCUCAUGGUGCCGAAGUUCGUAAAUCAAUGUAUCGACUAUUUAGAGGAAAAUGGAUUACACAAGGUCGGGAUCUUUCGAGUGAGCACGUCUAAGAAAAGAGUUAUGCAAUUGCGCGAGGAGUUCGAUAAGAGUAGCAAUUUAAUGAUUUCUGCCGAUACAUGCCCGCACGAUGUAGCCACCCUACUUAAGGAAUUUCUACGAGACCUUCCAGAACCACUGCUGUGCGACAAACUCUAUUCCACAUUUUUAAAAACGCAACGUAUAAGGAAUCGACGCUUGCAACUAGAAGCUAUAUCCCAUUUAAUUAGGCUACUUCCCAUACCGAAUCGGGACACAUUGUACGUGUUGCUAGUAUUUCUGGCAAAAGUAGCAGCCCACUGCGACGACACAUGGAGUACUGACAAGAACUGUCUAAUGGUUGGAAAUAAAAUGGAUAGCAAUAAUCUGGCAACCGUCUUUGCUCCAAACAUUUUGCGAAGCACAUUUUUAGUGCUUCCGAGUAACAGGGAAGAGGAAAACAUAAGCGAUGCCAUUAAUGUCAUAAGAAUCUUGAUUGAUCAUUAUAAAGAAAUUUUCAAAAUAUCACCAGAAUUGCUCAAUUGUAUAUACACCCAAGUGCUAGAAAUCUGUCCUGAAAAGUUAUACGAGCUGAUUUCAACAAAAAUAAAUAGCCAUGAAUGGUAUGAAAACAUCGAUCACUCCAGUGACAUAGAUUUGAUGAUAGAAAAAUGUCCUGGAGCUGAAAGCCAGAUAAAAACGGGGCAUACUAAUGACGUCAUGGGAUCACGAGAGCAAAAUUUACAAGUUUUAUCUGCCAGCUUAAAAAUAUCUUUGCCGGAGCAAGCUCAGACAAAUGUCAAAGCCAACUUAAAAAAUCAAGAAAAUAAAACGUCAUGCCAAAAGCUUUCCAAGAUACCGGCUAUACCUUCAGACCCCGGGUCCACGACAUUGAGUGCAAAUACUGCUCAGUUUGAAAAAAAUGUUGUGUCAAAUUCAUCAAAUAAUUUUGGUAACAUUGGUAAUUGCCAAACAGGCGCACCCAAAAAGCACACUUACAAACGGCAGCACUUAAUUUCUAGUUCGCGACGAAUAAGCCAAGGACCCUAAAUAAUAAUAAUAAUAAUAAAUAAUAUUUGUAAUGUAUUAUAUUUAAGAAAUGCAACUUGUUUGUUUUCUAAGAAUGUAUAGAUUAAAGGAAUCACCUCCGACACAAUAAAGUAUAUAUUGCAAAUUGGGUGCGAGCAGAAGUGUUAAUGAUGCCAAGCAAU
Molecule: messenger RNA, 4315 nt
Organism: Drosophila ficusphila
Lineage: Eukaryota; Metazoa; Arthropoda; Insecta; Diptera; Drosophilidae
Gene: RhoGAP102A
Product: rho GTPase-activating protein 6
Exons: 11
Coding region: 489-4154 (1221 amino acids)
Biological process (GO): signal transduction
Source: RefSeq, a predicted model, not a curated record